Messenger RNA from Sparassis crispa, 732 nucleotides. Its product is annotated as glycoside hydrolase family 16 protein. Bases 1 to 732 code for a protein of 243 amino acids. NCBI's taxonomy places the organism in Eukaryota, Fungi, Basidiomycota, Agaricomycetes, Polyporales, Sparassidaceae. Gene Ontology annotation, biological process: carbohydrate metabolic process; fungal-type cell wall organization. Gene Ontology annotation, cellular component: fungal-type cell wall. The record is from RefSeq and is a predicted model, not a curated record. Gene Ontology annotation, molecular function: glycosyltransferase activity; hydrolase activity, hydrolyzing O-glycosyl compounds. The transcript is spliced from 6 exons.
AUGUCCUACAGUCGUUUAAUCCCUUUUUUUCUUUCCCUUUUGUUCUUCCGGGCGGUUCUGGUCGACGCUGCCCAUCUCGAAGGCUGGUCAAGGACUCUGGCACCUAUUCCGCCCCCGAGAUUUCUUCUUCUUCUGGCGGAGCUGUUCCUGAAGAAGCCUGACGGGACAGUAACUACGCAAGGCGGCGUGAACGACAAGAUCGGGAGCGGUGCAACUAUCAAUUCCACAUUCGUCCUUCUAUAUGGGAAAGUCACUUUUACGCUUUCCGCUCCCGUGGUGCCUGGUGUAGUAACAGCUGCAAUUCUCAUGGCCGAAUACAUUGACGACGAGAUUGACGUCGAGCUACUUGGCGGAAGCCCGUCCCACUGGCAGUCCAACAUCUUCGCAGAGAAUCCGCAGGACACUCAACCACUCUUCGGCAUCUUUGGCGAGAUCGAAGACUACUCAGGCUCCGGAACUAUUGCUCAAAACCACUCGUACACUAUCGACUGGAACGCGGACCGCAUCGUAUGGAGCGUCGACGGUCAGGUGAUCCGGACGCUCGGGAAGGACCAGACGAGCAGGAACGGUGUUCUCCACUACCCCUCACAACCCGCCCGGGUCCAGCUUGGAAUCUGGGACGCUAGCUCUGAUGUUGGAACAGCGCAUUGGGCCGGUGGACCAAUCGACUGGACGACUGCUCCCGCAAAGAUGGCUGCUACCUUUACGAGCGUCACUGUUGAAUGCACGUAG